CCUUCCUUAUAUACACAAGAAAACCCAACGUCGAGUUAACUCUCUGCCUUCUCCUAGUAAACUUCACUGUACUCCGUUUCUGUCUGUGUUUUGAACAGUCAAAGGGUGGUUUUGUGUUUGUUGGGUUUGUGAUCAGAGAGAGAGAGAGAGAGAGAGAAAUUGGAGAUGGCAAAACAGAGCUACUUGAAAAUGAUGACUGAAUCAGAUGCAAAUGAAUUGAUCCACUCAGAUCUCAAAGACGUUGCCACUGCUGCUAAAAAGCUUGCCAACCAUGCCAUCAAUCUGGGCAGCGUAGGCUUUGGCACCUCUUUCCUCAAAUGGGUUGCUGCUUUUGCUGCAAUCUAUCUGUUGAUCUUGGAUCGAACAAACUGGAAAUCAAACAUCCUUACAGGGCUCUUAAUCCCCUACAUUUUCUUUACCCUUCCCUCAAUAUUGUUCAACAUCUUCAGGGGACAGAUUGGACAAUGGAUUGCUUUAGUUGCUGUCAUCUUACGGAUUUUCUUUCCUAAACAUUUCCCAGAGUGGCUUGAAUUGCCGGCUGCGUUGAUUCUCCUUAUAGUCGUUGCUCCUAGUUUAAUUGCAAACACCGUGAGGGGCGACUGGAUUGGCGUUGUAAUAUGUCUCGUCAUCGCUGGUUAUUUGCUGCAAGAACACAUCCGGGCAGCCGGUGGGUUCAGAAAUGCUUUCACAAAAGCCAAUGGCGUAUCAAAUACCGUUGGCAUAGUUAUUCUGUUCGUCUACCCUGUUUGGGCAUUGGUGCUUGACAUCCUAUAGGCUUUACUACCGUUCUUACCAUCAUGUGGGGUCUGUUGUGGUUUGGACAUUGUGUUAAAUUCCUUUUUUGUAUUUAAUUCAUGUAGACACCAACAAAAUUCAUAUUUUCAUUGUGUUUACGUACGAGUCUAGUUUGUAUUUGUGUGAGCAGAAACCUUGUGGAAGAGACUUAUUUCUCUUUGAUGAUGUAGAGAGAGCUCAGUAUUUGUUCAGUGAUUCUUGAUGGACCUUCUCU
This is a messenger RNA of Prunus persica (peach), 1009 nucleotides long. RefSeq names its product cold-regulated 413 plasma membrane protein 1. Bases 166 to 774 code for a protein of 202 amino acids. Lineage: Eukaryota; Viridiplantae; Streptophyta; Magnoliopsida; Rosales; Rosaceae. The record is from RefSeq and is a predicted model, not a curated record. Gene Ontology annotation, cellular component: membrane. The transcript is spliced from 4 exons.